Molecule: messenger RNA, 9443 nt
Organism: Thamnophis elegans (Western terrestrial garter snake)
Lineage: Eukaryota; Metazoa; Chordata; Lepidosauria; Squamata; Natricidae
Gene: AGL
Product: amylo-alpha-1, 6-glucosidase, 4-alpha-glucanotransferase
Biological process (GO): glycogen biosynthetic process; glycogen catabolic process
Molecular function (GO): amylo-alpha-1,6-glucosidase activity; 4-alpha-glucanotransferase activity
Source: RefSeq, a predicted model, not a curated record
CCAAACGGGAGGCUUUCACCGGGCCUGCGCCCCACAGCCAGGACCGUCCUUGAGCCUCAAGCUGCCGUUUCUUCCUGCAAAGCCCUUCGGGCGUCAGGCGGAGCUCUGGGGUUGCCCAAUCCAGUUCCUCCCUCCGUAGUUUUGAACCUCUUCCCUUCUAGAGUUCUGUCCUUUCCUUCUCUUCCUCUCUCUCGGUCUGGAGCCCUCCCGGCUCCGCUUGUGUGCCAACAACACCCGAGCCGCCUUUGCCCGCUUGCGGGGGGAUCACUUCCACCUUUCUGGAGUUCGUUUCUGCGGCUGCCUACAAGAGUGGGAAAGUCUAAGCAGUGAAAAUGAGCCAUGCUAAGCACACCCGGGUUCUUCUUCUCAACGACAUGGAGAAGCUGGACAAAACCCUGUUCCGGCUCGAACAAGGUUAUGAGCUGCAAUUCCGCCUGGGUCCUACUUUGCAAGGCAAGCAUGUUACAGUGUCUACAAACUACCCAGCUCCUGGAGAAUUGUUUGAUCGCCACAAGUUCAGAUGCUUAACUUGGCACAACCCAACAGGAAAAGAAGAUGAUUCUGACAAAUAUUGUAAAUUAGAACUCCAGAUUUCUGGAUCAUACCAAUAUUACUUCACUCAUGAGAAUCAGAAAGGUGGUGGAGGUUAUCUAGUUGUUGAUCCUAUUUUACGUGUUGGUACUGACAAUCAUGUCUUGCCCUUGGAUUGUGUUACACUCCAGACAUUCCUAGCCAAGUGUCUGGGACCAUUUGAUGGAUGGGAAGAUCGUCUUAAAGUUGCAAAAGAAGCUGGUUAUAACAUGAUUCACCUAACCCCAGUGCAGAAACUUGGUCUGUCUAGAUCAUGUUACUCAUUGGCUGAUCAGCUGGAAGUUAAUCCUGACUUUUCAUCUUCCAGCAAAAAAUGUUCUUGGAAUGAAAUGGGGAAACUAGUCGAAAAAAUGAAAAAUGAAUGGAAUAUGCUUUGCAUUACAGAUGUAGUCUACAAUCACACUGCUUCAAACAGUGAAUGGGUGACUCAGCAUCCCGAGUGCGGAUACAACCUUAUAAACUCCCCUCACUUGAAACCAGCCUGGCUUUUGGACCGAGCUCUUUGGCAUUUCACCUGCAAAAUGGCUGCAGGCAAAUACAGUGACAAAGGACUGCCGCCACUUAUUGAAAAUGACCAACAUUUGAAUUGUGUCCGUAAAAUCUUUUGGGACGAUAUUUUUCCCAAGAUAAAAUUAUGGGAAUUCUUCCAAGUUGAUGUUAACAAAGCUGUGCAGCAAUUUAAAACACUUUUAACUAAAGGUAGCUCAAAGGUUAAAACCGAUCCCAACCAACAUCUUGCAAUCAUUCAAGAUCCUGAAUUUAGAAGACUUGGCUGCACUGUAGAUAUGAAUGUAGCACUGAAUACAUUCAUACCACACAGCAAUGGACCAGCUGCAAUAGAAGAGUGUUGCAACUGGCUCCGGAAAAGAAUUGAAGAGCUAAAUGAUGAAAAGUUCCGACAAACAAAUUACCAUCAGGAGCAGGCUAUCAACUGUGUUUUGGCAACAGUGAGCUACGAACGACUGGCUGAUCAUGGUCCUAAGCUUGGUGCUAUUACCAGAAAAUAUCCAUUGGUUACGGGGUACUUUACCUACCCAUUUAAAGACCUAACCCUGGAGGAGGAGGAAGUUAUGAUGCACCAGCCUGACAAAGCAAGUUAUUUUAUGGCCUUCAAUGGUUGGGUGAUGGGAGAUGAUCCUCUGAAAAAUUUUGCUGAACCAGGUUCAAAUGUCUAUCUUAGAAGAGAACUUAUUUGCUGGGGUGAUAGCGUCAAGCUGCGAUAUGGGAAUAAACCAGAAGACUGCCCAUAUCUAUGGGCUCACAUGAAAAAAUAUACUGAAAUUACUGCCAAAUAUUUCCAUGGAGUGCGUCUUGACAAUUGCCACUCUACUCCUCUUCAUGUGGCUGAGUAUAUGAUGGACACAGCUAGAAAAUUACGGCCCAACUUGUAUAUAGUGGCUGAACUGUUCACUGGAAGUGAAGAGCUGGACAAUAUCUUUGUGAAUAAAUUGGGCAUUAGUUCUUUAAUAAGAGAAGCAAUGAGUGCCUACAAUAGCCACGAGGAGGGCAGGUUAGUCUACCGCUUUGGUGGAGAACCUGUUGGAUCUUUCGUCCAGCCACGUUUGAGGCCUUUAACACCUGCUAUCGCACAUGCACUCUUCAUGGACAUAACACAUGAUAAUGAAUGUCCAAUUCAGCAUCGAUCGGCUUACGAUGCCCUUCCCAGCUCAACAAUCGUUUCCAUGGCCUGCUGUGCUACAGGAAGCACCAGAGGGUACGAUGAACUAGUGCCACAUCAGGUAUAUCCGUGGCACUGAGAAAGAUUUUAUGCAAAGUGGAAUCCAGCAGCAACACAGUUAAAGCCCGGUGAAGUUAAUUUCAAGACUGGAAUUAUAGCAGGAAGGCUAGCUAUGAACAGAUUACACCAAGAGCUGGGAGCUAAAGGUUUUAAUCAGGCAAGAACUGGACCAGUUGAUGAAGAUAUUGUGGCUGUGACCAGGCAUUGCCCUAAUACACACCAGUCCGUUGUGGCUGUUUCUCGAACAGCUUUCAGAAACCCUAAGACUUCCUUCUAUAGUCAAGACGUUCCCCAAAUGUGUAUUCCAGGUAAAAUUGAAGAAGUAGUUCUUGAAGCUAGGACUGUAGAGAGAAGUGCAGAUCCUUAUAAAAAGGAUGAUCAUACAAUCAAUGUUCCUGAGUAUACAGUUGAACUCCGAGAACAUAUACAGCUCAAGGAAAGUAAAAUAAUAAAGCAAGCUUCAAUUUCCACAAAAGGUCCUAAUGAAUUUGUUCAGGAAAUAGAAUUUGAAAAGCUUACACCAGGGAGCGUGAUCAUAUUUAGAGUUAGCCUGGAUCCAAAGGCACAAGAUGCUGUAGGAGUACUUCGUAACCAUCUAAUCCAGUUCAGUCCUCACUUUAAAUCUGGAAGUCUGCCUGAUGACAGUUCAGAAGCUAUACUGAAAAACCCCCUUUUCGCUAAUUUCUGUUUUUUUUUUCUUAGUAUUGCAUCAAAAUUAACAUUGGCAGAUCUAAAUCAACUACUGUAUCGUUGUGAUGCAGAAGAACAAGAAGAUGGUGGUGGAUGUUACGACAUACCAAACUGGACACCUCUUAAAUAUGCAGGCCUUCAAGGAAUAAUGUCAGUGAUGGCAGAAAUACGACCAAAUAAUGACUUGGGCCAUCCUUUCUGUGGCAACUUGAGAGCUGGAGAUUGGAUGAUUGACUAUGUGAGCAAUCGCUUAAUUUCUCGUGCUGGAGCUUGCUCCGAUGUUGGGAAGUGGCUGAAAGCAAUGUUUAUCUACUUGAAGCGGGUCCCUCGUUAUCUCAUUCCAUGUUAUUUUGAUGCUAUAUUAGUGGGUGCAUAUACUACCCUUCUUGACUUGGUUUGGAAACAGAUGUCCAGCUUUGUUCAGAAUGGUUCAACGUUUGUUAAACAUCUUUCCUUGGGCUCAGUCCAGAUGUGUGGAAUAGGAAAAUAUCCAUCUUUGCCACCUCUGUCUCCUGCCUUAAAGGAUGUCCCUUAUAGGCUGAAUGAGAUUACAAGAGAAAAAGAACAGUGCUGUGUUUCUUUAGCAGCUGGUUUACCUCAUUUCUCAUCUGGCAUUUUCCGUUGCUGGGGAGAUACCUUUAUUGCACUGAGAGGACUGAUGUUAGUUACUGGACGCUACUUAGAAGCAAGGAACAUAAUAUUAGCAUUUGCCGGCACCUAAGGCAAUGGUCUCAUUCCCAAUCUGCUUGGCCAAGGUACUCAUGCCAGGUACAAUUGUCGUGAUGCUGUAUGGUGGUGGCUUCAGUGUGUACAAGAUUAUUGUAAAACCGUUCCAAAUGGCACAGACAUUCUCAACUGUCCGAUAUCUAGACUGUAUCCUACUGAUGAUUCUCUACCUCAGCCAGAAGGCAAAAUGGAUCAGCCAUUAUAUGAAGUGAUCCAGGAAGCAAUGCAAAAGCACGCCCAAGGCAUAGAUUUCCGAGAGAGGAAUGCUGGCCCACAAAUAGAUCGAAAUAUGAGAGAUGAAGGCUUUAAUGUAACUGCAGGAGUGGACAUGGAAACAGGCUUUGUCUUUGGAGGGAACCGUUUUAAUUGUGGUACCUGGAUGGAUAAGAUGGGAGAGAGUGAUAAAGCUCGCAACAAAGGAAUUCCAGCAACUCCAAGAGAUGGUUCUGCUGUGGAAAUUGUUGGUCUAUGCCAAUCAACAGUUCGCUGGUUACAGGAAUUGUCGGUGAAGGAAGUUUUUCCAUAUCCUGGAGUUACUGUGAAAAGACAUGGGAGAGACGAGACCUUUACAUACGAUCAGUGGAACAGAAAAAUCCAAGCCCAUUUCGAAAAGCUGUUUUUUGUCUCUGGACCAAAUGAUCCCAACGAGACACAUCCAACUCUGGUUCAUAAGCGGAGCAUAUACAAAGACAGCUACGGAGCAUCAAGUCCUUGGUGUGAUUAUCAGCUGAGGCCCAAUUUCCCUAUAGCAAUGGUUGUGGCACCUGAAAUGUUCUUUCCUGAGCAUGCUUGGAAAGCACUGACGUUAGAGAAAAAAUUACUUGGUCCACUGGGUGAAAACUUUGACCCAGAUGAUAUGGUUUAUUGCGGUGUUUACGAUAAUGCCUUAGACAAUGAUAAUUAUAAUGUGUCUAAAGGAUUCAAUUACAUCAAGGACCUGAUAAGUGAAUGGCUUUGGCCAAUUGGAUAUUUCCUUCGUGCCAAACUAUACUUCUCCAAGUUAAUUGGUCCAGAGAUCUAUGCAGAGACUGUGUUUUUGAUUAAGAAUGUUCUUUCUCGCCAUUAUGUUCAUCUUGAGAGGUCUCCUUGGAAAGGGCUUCCAGAAUUGACUAAUGAGAAUGGUCAAUAUUGUCCCUUCAGCUGUGAAACUCAGGCUUGGUCAAUUGCUGUGGUCCUUGAGGUUCUCUAUGAUUUGUAACAGUAAUUGUCUGUCGUAUAAAACUGCUAGCUUUUGUCUGGAAUGCAAAUAACAAUGCUUGUCUAUUGUUAAAAAUCCCACAUGAUAGACGUUGUUAAUGCUAUUGUUCCUUGGCAACUGUUAGGACUGUGCGAGUGUUCAUCAUUUGAGAAUCACUCAGGAUCUUUAAAAUCAAUGAGUGUAUCUUAAAAUAUGCUCAAUAUGUAUAUGAAGUAUAAAAGCAUAGAAAUUAGACUUUGAUAUGUUUCAAAUGCCACGUAUCUUCUAUUUCCACAUGUUCUAUUUCAGAAACCAAUUAGAAUGGUAGCCCUGAUUUAAGGUACCUCUAUAUAGGUAGUCUUCAACUUACAACCAAUUGCUUAGUUCCAAUGAAUUUACUUGGGGGAUACUGAUAACUCAGAUUCAAAGUUCUGACAGUGGGUCCCGCCACAGUUAUGUGACUGCACUCCAGGCCCUUGGCAAGUAGGCUGCAUUUAUGGCUGUUUGCAGUGGCCUACAGCCACCUGACCAUGUUUUACUAUGGUUUUUGCCAAAAAUUGGCAUUUACUUUCGCUAUUCAGCCAACUGCACCCAUAGCAAACCAUUGCUUCUUUAACAACCAUGUUCCCUUAAAGACUACUGUAAAAAAGGCUGUAAAAUCACCUUUUCUUUAUUUUGCAACCAUCACGAGUUAUGACCACGAUAGCAGUCUCAAUUACAGUUGUAAUUUGAGUGCUACCUGCAUUUUACAUUUAAGAGCCUUAGAAGCAUAGUACAUCGGACCAGUGGUCCCAUAUUCUGCUCCCCAGUAGCAAUGCUAUAGAAAUAAUAUCCCCCUGCUAAGCAGGACAUGAAUACAAGAGCUCUCUCCCAUUCAAUGUUACUUGGGAAGGGAUCCAGAGAAGCCCAUUACCUCCAUUACUGAAAUGCUGGUUAGAAUGGCUAACCAGCAUUAAUCCUGGAUGAGUCAAAUCCCUUCCAAAAGAAAUUUACCAAAACUAUGCCUUGUGUUAGCAAAUUCCCAAUGCUGUUUGAAUAACUUUUAUCUACUGUAAUGUCCCACCAUUUAGCUGACCCUAGAUUCUAGUAUUUUGAGAGUAAGAGGGAGGAAUCUCUCCCACUCUAUCCACAAAAUGUUAAUAUACCUUUAACCUUUUCCCCCUCCCUUUCUUACCUUCUUGUAAAAACUUUAAAGACACCUUUCCCUCUAUUUUCUUUUUACAAUAGGGCAUAAUUAAUUUGGAGCUAGACUUUGGUUUUCUGUGGCUUAUAUGCUCCAAAUGGGAGCCCUUGCACUGCUCAUUCAGAAUCAUUGAAAAUCUCAAAGCAUACCCAGUGGAGAAGGGUACUUUAAUUUAACAUACAAUGAGCGCCUAUAAAAACACACUUUGCUUUGAAGCAUGUAAUUGUUUGUCCAUGCUGUACAAUAAAAUACCAAGCUUACUCAGGUUAUAAUGUAGGAGUAAAAGAGUCUCAUGUACUAAGUUUGCAUUUUGCCAACUUUUGAAAGUUGUUAAAAGCAAUUACUGUAUUUAGAAUCUAAUUUAUUGUAUAUAUAUGUAUGUAUAUAUAUAACUGAAAUGAAUUAGGAUUGGGGGCGGAAAUAAAUUGUCUGUAAGACGAAGAGCUUUCUGCAGAAGUCUUGAAAGGAGCCACAACUUUAGUUUUUUUUAAAAAUGACGUUCAAGUAGUGUUCAAGUUGCUCACUACUUGCACAGGCACUCCCACCAAAAUUGCAACAUCACAGCUAUCCACAACUGUGGAUCUCCUUCAAUGUGGGCUUACUAUAAUAAUGUGAAAGGAGAACCUAGUGAACUGGGCUCAUCUACAUAAAAGGCUUGCCACUCUGAACUAUUUCAAGGAGCUAUUUACAGGCCUCCCAACUUGAUGGUUGUUUGUGCAUUAGCCCUUAGUGGAACUUAGCAGGAAGGCAAUUGCUUUUUAGCAGAAGGUUGGAAGAGAUUCCAGCCCUCAAUUUAAGUCAAUUUGUUCUAAGUACUUUAAAUUAAGGUUUAGUGAAAUCAUCUGGAACUCAAUAGCCAGAGCUCAUCUGUUCCAUAAUUUCAGUGCAAUUACUCAGCAAAGGCCAGAUUAGGCUACCUGAUGUUACUUUCUGUUGCAGGAGGAAAUAGCAAGUUUUAGCUUAGUGGGAUGACAAUGGCAAAAAUCACUGCUUUGAUAAUGCAUAGAUAUAACACAAUUUAAUGAUACUCCAUUUCAGCACUGUUGCUACUAUGUUUAUUAGUAGGGAUACCAUAUCUAGUCUUCAAAAAUCCAUCUGACACUAGAGGGCAGCAAAAAGGUACAAAAAAGUGGCUCUCUGCUGCCAUCUCACAGUCAUCAAUAUUUUAGCUUUGCUAUGGCUGCCCUUACAAUUAUAGCUGGAGUUUUCUCUUAAGGCCAUUUGGUGGUAAAACAAGCCAAUAAACAGCUUAGAGAUCCCACUGAGCUGCUAUGUAUAUUGCUUUUUAAAACUUAAGUUUACAUUGGUUCUUUCAUACUAUGAAUAAUUUAAGAAUACUUAAUGAUUGACACUUGCACUACUUCAUUUAAUAAACAAUCACUGUCAGCGAAUCUCAUCUAAUAACUAGUAAGUUUACCAUUAAUAAAAGAUUGCUUCUAUUAUAACAUCUCAAUUUUUGACAUUCCUAUCCCUUUUGAGACAUAAAAAUGAAUGUCUAAUUAAAAUUCUAUGUAUUUGGUUAGGAUUUCAAAAAGUUCUAUUAGGAAAAUAGAUACGGACAUAUUUAUUUCUAAAAAUUACAUUUGAGGAUAUAUGAAUAAGAAUUUUAAAAUUCUCAAUUUUACCUAGCUAAUAUAUCUUGGGACUAGGAUUCAUAUUAUUAAAAACAAAUUGAGGUGAUCCUGAACUCAGUGAGUUGGAAGCAUACAGCAUCAAUUCUACUGAUUUCAGAGUUGGCAUGUACAAUGUUUUCAUGCUACCUACCUGGAAAUCAGGUAUGAUUCUAUUUAAGACAACUGAUUUGGUAGAUAAGAAUAUCUAGAUGUUAAUAGCAAAGCCAACUGGACAACUGGAUUUAGAGGUUCUCUGAAGCAGCCAUAAUGUUAGCUAGGGGUUCUCCCGAACCCGUGGCAGCCCACCCCUGCCUAUCAGAGCUUAGUAUUAGCAAUUAUUAGAUUUGAGUCAUAUAUGUUUGAAGAAAAUCUAAUAGGUUCAAAAGUAAAGAUUUCUAAAUUGAUAUAUUUUAGUAUUAAAGCUCUAGUAUCGGACUGGUGGAGCCCAGCGGAAAAUGGAUGUGGGAAAUUCUGGGACUUAAAACCCACAGGUCUUAAAGUUGCCAAAAUGGAACCCCCUUGUUCUAGAACUACCAAAUCAAUAAUAAUAAAAGUAGUCCAAAAUGAGUUUUCUUUCCUGACUUUGAAAACACUGUUUCUUCCAGUGCCAAAUUUACUUUGGAUUGUCUGUCUAGAUAAUUUAGACUUUUAUUGAGAAAACUUCAGAACUGUGUGUGUACUAGACAAUAUGUCAAGCUUCAGAGAAAUCAGGAGAUCCAGGCAGUUCAAAUGAAUAUGAAGGUUUAUUGCAAGCUUAAGCUCUCUACAAGAAUCUGAAGUACUAGUGGUAAUAGAUAAGAGUCACAGGAAUUCAAGAUGGGCUGGACUUAGAUCCCUUGUGGAUGCAAAGGGACUCAUGACUGAUAUCGUGUUUGACCCCUCCCUCAUGCUCAGCCAGUCAUCUACAUAAUAUUUUCAUAGCUUCGCAUUUUAGAGGUACUUGAGGAUAAAGGGGUGACUUGUUACCAGUCCUUCUGUUCUGAUAAAAUUAUGAAUUGCACAGUCCUGUCUGAUACAGUAUACAUUUCUCAAGUUAUUUUAGCACAAUAAUGUUUAAAAAUGCUUAAAUCUAUAUCAACGGUGUGUCUGUAUUCAAAUGGUAUAUAUAUAUAAAGGAUUUAAAAUUUUAAAAUUAGACAACUAUUUCAAGAAUAACAGCUGUGUUUGUAAAAAAUUAAUAUUGUACUUGCAACAAUUAUAAAAUUGUGUUUCACUCUUCCUUCAUUGUAGCCUAAACCUAAUUAGAAAGAAAAAAGAAAGUUCAGAUUAAAAUUUCCAUUCUAGCAGCACUUAAAGCAAUAUACGUAUAACAUAUAAUUUAGUUGGCAAAAUAAUUGGCAGAGUUAUGUUGUACACUACCGUGUUUCAUGAAACUUUUGUUGGCAGAUCAAACAAACGGUUGCACAAUUUUUUUUCCCAGUCCGCAAAUCCUAGCCAUCAGCAUUUUGUUCUCUUUCAACCAGGGAGCAAAGCCAUCUGGAUAGCACAUCUGUACAUCUUUUUUUGCUGCUUUUCAGUUCAUACUAAUUUGUAACGUUCACUUCAUUAGUGCUUAUCAGCCCUGAAAACAAUGCAGAAGGGAAUAAUAGAAUGGUGCUUGUUUCAUAGGAAGUGUAAUUGUUGCACACAUGAGUCUUGUGUGUCUGUCUGCUACAGGUAUUUUUGCGACAUUGACUACUAUGCAGCUAUAUGUGAGUGGCAUUCAAUAAAAAUCUAACAAUGGUA